Pocillopora verrucosa is the source of this 3211-nucleotide messenger RNA. Its product is annotated as phosphatidylinositol N-acetylglucosaminyltransferase subunit Q-like. Gene Ontology annotation, biological process: GPI anchor biosynthetic process. NCBI's taxonomy places the organism in Eukaryota, Metazoa, Cnidaria, Anthozoa, Scleractinia, Pocilloporidae. The record is from RefSeq and is a predicted model, not a curated record. Gene Ontology annotation, cellular component: endoplasmic reticulum; membrane.
CUCCAGUCUCUGGUCGUCCGCCUGAACUGACUAUAUGAGUUUAGUCAGCGGAGCUAGUCAGCAGAUGACUUUUUUAUCGCUGAACGACCUCGCUGAACAAGAAAGGCUGCCUUCCCUUCGCUACUUCGGAGCCAUUCCUGUAUUUAGUCGCUUGUUUAAUAGGACUUGAAAUAUCAGAAACAUGAAAGUGUAUUUUCCUCUUCAUUGCCUGAAAGCAAAAAGUGGCUUCAUCUUUGGUUGGAAGAAUGAACAAACAAGUACCUUUGUCGCUGCAUCAGUCAUCCAUCCACGCGAAAUCUAUGACAGUUUUUGCGAACGAGUUUUUGACGAAUGUGCUUUGUACCUUGUUGGAGUUUGGCUAAAUGAUAACGAUGAGAAAUCUGUCGGUCAAGUGUUUGCUGUGUUAAAAACCUUGUCCAGGUCGUUAACUGACGGACUGUUCAUUCUACGUUUGAUAAGGUUCACCGACACUUUUCAUUUGUGCCAUGUCGGAAACUCGUUGAUAACGAAUGGAUCUGUGGUAAUUUUUUACAAACAACCUACUGGAAAUGCGUUUUUGACCACCUCACCAGCAGUUCCAGAUGGCAUUAAAUUCUGGAGGAAAUCAGAAGCGUUGCUGGAGCAAACGUGCCCCACAGAAUUAUCUAACGUCAUUGAACUUCUGAAUAACUCCCACAAAGCAGAAGAGAGUAUUUAUAGAUUGUUUGAAACACAAACAGAAACUCUUAGAAAACCAAUUCGCGAGAUUUGGAGGCUUUUGUCCAACUUUGGCAUGAAAGUUGUUAUUUUGUUUUAUGCCUUGUUUCAUCAAAGGCAGCAGGAAGAACACCCAGUUGUAAUUGAGACAAUCAAAUUCUUUUCAGAAUUAUCUGCUGUGUUUCUGCAAUUGUGUACACGUGUUAGGCAAAUGAGAGCUCUGGUGCUGUGUUUUAGCAAUUCUACAGCUCUAAAGGACAAACUAGAUUAUACUGGCCACUCAACAGAGUCAAGAAAUUCACCUAUGAAGACUGGUGCAAGGAUAAAGAGCAAUGUUUUUCCUGUGGUGUGGUUUGGCAGUUUUCUUAGUGCAGUUGCAAUUGAUGUUGUGUUGGGACUUUUCAUUGUGUUAUGGCUCUUUUCAAAUGGUUACAACACAUGCGCUACUGACUUAAUGAUGGAAAAGACUGAUGCUGUUGUUCAGUGGAUUACCUCUUUACUGGAGUGGCUACAAGGAGCCCCAGCUGGGCUCAAAAUAAACCAAAAGCUAGCAGAAUAUUUGAGCAUUUUCUUUCUUUAUCACCUGUUUCUUUGGCAAAUUUACCUUAGCUAUAUUGAACCGUAUCUUCAGAUUAUCAUCAGUUUUAUCAUCAUGUCAGGUUGUUUUGGAGCAACAUUCUUGUUGUCUUUGGCAUCAGAUGUUAUGUCUUUGAUAACACUCCAUAUCUACUGCUUUUAUGUGUAUGCUGCAAUGCUGUAUAACUUCCAGCUACAGAAGUUGUUGCUGUUGGCUAAACUAUUUACAGGUAGAAAAUGGAAUGUUGAAAAGAAUCAAGAGGACAUUGUUCCAUACAGGGUGGACAGACUGUUUUUAGGAACCCUGUGCUUUACCAUCCUCCUCUUCUUGUUGCCGACAACUGCCAUGUACUACGUUGUGUUUACCACCCUGCGACUGAUUGUCCUGUUUGUGAAGGGUGCUGUCAAUAGAAUCAUCAGUAUGAUGAAUAAUCUACCAGUGUUUCCACUGAUCACUGCUUUCUUCAGACCAGAUCUGAUACCAGGAGGCAUCAAGUUUGAAUAUGUUAACUCAUUGGCUCCUUCAGAAGCAGAACUCAACACACUGCAGGAUUUUCCUCUGGACAUAACAGCUCCUUCACCAACUGUUUUACUAAUUCUUCACAAUCAACCACUUCCCAUCACAAAACUGUUUACUCAGCAGUUGCUUGAAAAGUUCCCAGAUCAAGAUGAAUACAAACAGGAUUGGCUGUUGUUAAUCAAGAAAUUGGCCAAAGGAGAACUGAUUUAUCCAUGGGUGAAAUCAAGGACUUUUGAGAAAGAGGCAGUUCUUUAAUUGAAAGCAAAAGGGUUAUGUUGAUGGUCUACCUCUGAACUGUCAGGGCAUAGCAGAGACACCUGUACACCUUAUGUAGAAACCAUCUCUGUUCUGACUGAGAUGUUACUUCAAUCAGAAUUAUCUAACAGUGUUUGAUUACUGACUUAGGAUGGCUAUUGACAAUUUGCCUUCUCAUCCCAAGCAUGACCGAUUCAAAUUAUUAAAUAACUGCAUUGCCAAGCAGUCUCAUUCUUGUUGAUGAAAAUAUAGAAGUAAAAUAAGCAGAAGAAUAUAGUUUGAUUAAAAGCCAAAUUCUCGGAACCCAAACUCUAACAGAUGUAUUGUGUACCAUAAGGAGAUUCUUUAUUGAAAUCUUUGGAGGAAAAGGAACAGGAAAUUCAGCAUGUUGUUUGGGAUUUGAUUGAGAUGUGGCUUGACCAGAGUUUUUUGCUCAAUGGCCAGGUGAGCAAAAAAAUAGCUGCUAUAUUAGAACAAGGAAAUCUUCUUGCACCGGAUGACCAGGGUGAAUUUGAUUUAAUCCCCAUUGUAACCUCAGGCAUUUCAACUUGCUCAUCUUGACAAAACUCCUUCUAGAUCCGAAGGCAGCUUGGAAAUAUGGCUUGGCAAUGAGACAUUUCCAGGAUUGAUCAUUGAAUAGAUGUAUCUGUUAUAUUAAUCCUUUAAACCCCAAGAGUGACCCGCAUCUAGUUUCUCCUUACAGUAAUACUGCGGAAUCAUUCAUUAAGAUCAUGAGAAUAAAGGAAAAAAUUGCCAACUAAAGAAACUUUGAUUGUUAAACCAAUUCUCCUUGUCAGCACCAAAAGAAAUGUAUAGAAGAGUGUAUGGAGAAAACGGAUACUGAGGUUAUGGUGUAAAGGGUUAAGAGGCAUCAUAGGGACUCCUCAUUACAAAAAAUUGUGAAAAACAUAUAAUUAUAUCAAAAAAUGAAGUAACUAAAGUAAAGUCAGAGUCCUGAAGCACCUGCCCUGAAGCACACUUUAAAUAAGACUUGCAUUCAAUACUUAAAAGUAAAGCUAGAAUCAGAGACCAACAUUACACCAACCACACCUUAUUUUUAUUUAAGAAACCUUUUGGAUAUAGUUUGUAUAGGUGUACUAUACUACUUGCCUACAAGACAUUUUGCUCUUUGCAAAAUUAUAUUACAGAAACUACCCUGCUAGA